AUCAAUAAAGGUCUUGAAUCGAGGCUAGUGCAGAGUGUACAAACUAAUUUGCUAGAAACUAGAGAAGGCCAGCUAGCUGCAGGAUGAAGCUCAUCUGCUUGUUUACACUUAGUUUACUGAUAUUGUGUCAUGCCAAACCUUUCAAAGUGGAGUGGUCAACACUACUGAAGGCCUCGGUCAAUACUAAACCACUUGAUCCACCAGAUAUAACCAACUGCACUAAGCCAACAGAUGAAGGAGAGAUCAACUCUGUGACCUUCGACCCAGCUGAGCCCAAGGCAGGGGACACCGUCACCAUCGAAGCCUCAUUCUUUCUUAAGGAAAAUGUCACCAAAGGUACUAUUACCGUGAGUGCUGAUUUUGAUGGUCAACAGCUGUACAGUGGUGACCUUAAUCUGUGCGAUGUGGCUAAGGAGGUUGGUCUACCCUGUCCACUUCUGUAUGGAGCGCAUAAUUUUAAAGUAGAACUGCCACUUCCUUCCCUCACUCCAACAGGCACCUACUCUGGUAAGGGGGUCAUUACUGACCAGAACGAUAAAGAGGUCGCCUGUGGAGAGGGAACGUACAAACUAUAGAGUGAUUCCAUGAACUUGGCUGUUGUUUUUAUAGACUUCUUAUAAUGAUUACGGUAGCUACACCCAUUCAUGCUGAAAUAAUGUUAAGAAUAAUGUUAGACGAUUUUAA
Messenger RNA from Halichondria panicea, 684 nucleotides. RefSeq names its product putative phosphatidylglycerol/phosphatidylinositol transfer protein DDB_G0278295. Gene Ontology annotation, molecular function: sterol binding. The transcript has 4 exons. NCBI's taxonomy places the organism in Eukaryota, Metazoa, Porifera, Demospongiae, Suberitida, Halichondriidae. Gene Ontology annotation, biological process: sterol transport. Bases 84 to 575 code for a protein of 163 amino acids. The record is from RefSeq and is a predicted model, not a curated record.